AAGGAGGGAAAACACCCUGGACCAGAUCGGCUGCACCAGUUCACCCGUGAAAUCGCUGCUGGGCAGCUUUCUCUUCCACGGAGCGGGAGGGAGGGAUGGGUGGGUUAACGCGGUCACAGCGAAGAUUUGCGGCCAGCGCGCGAGAGGGGAGCUGUCUCUCCGGCGCGUCUCAGGCGCUCAGCAUCCUUCCCGCGGAGAAGAUGCGUCAACAGUUUGGAAGAUUAUUGUGAAUGGUGUGAAUUUCCUCGGAUGGCAGGUGGGCAUUGGCUUGGCUUGCGGCACAGCUGCUGGGGGCGCAAAGUGUCGCGGGUGGGGGGCUGCUUGAACCCAACUGUUCCUCUUCAGAACUUCGCAAUAUGGAGAUGCGGACUGAUGGAGGAGCUGAUGAUCUGAAGGAACUAUCUGUAUCUGCUGCAGUGGCUGUGGAAUUUUCACUCAACAGUGGCACUAAGACGCGACAACUGGAUUGAUUUUUUUUUCUCCCACGAUUCUCUCACGAUUCUUCUGUAAUGGUUUAACAGAAGCUUUAAUUUAACAGAACUACACAUGACAGGAAUUCCUCCCAAUUCUUACUGGAUAUCCUAACCGGACUGAGACCUCACCUGCAUCAGGACCAGACCUUCAAAACAGAGAGAAGAUGCCUUUUCAUCAUGUGAGAGCAGGGUUGCUUUACACGGACAACUUCCUGACCCACUCGCUCGAUGAAAUCAGCGAGGAGCAGCUCGCCAGCAUCUCCACUGAAGAGCUGGGUGAGAUCCGGGAGGCGUUCCGGGUGCUGGACAGGGAUGGGAACGGUUUCAUCUCCAAGCAGGAGCUGGGCAUGGCUAUGCGUUCGCUGGGCUACAUGCCCAGUGAGGUGGAGCUGGCCAUCAUUAUGCAGAGGCUGGACAUGGACGGUGAUGGACAGGUGGACUUUGAUGAGUUCAUGACAAUACUGGGACCUAAGCUUCUAUCAAACGAGACCAGAGAAGGCUUCCUGGGCAGCACUAUAGACAGCAUCUUCUGGCAGUUUGACAUGCAGCAGAUGUCUCUGGAGGAGCUGAAACAAGUCCUGUUCCAGGCUUUUCGGGACCACCUGACCAUGAAGGACAUAGAAAACAUCAUUGUGAACGAGGAGGAGAGCCUAAAGGAGAACUCAGGAAACUGCCAGACUGAAUUUGAAGGAGUUCACUCUAAAAAGAAGAAUCGCCAGACAUGCGUCCGCAAGAGCCUCAUCUGCGCUUUUGCGAUGGCCUUCAUUAUCAGCGUCAUGCUUAUUGCGGCCAAUCAGAUGUUGCGUAAUGGUAUGGAGUAGCCCCGCCCACUGUGAACUCUGGGUAAUCUUACCUGUGCUCUACUUAACCUAGUCAUUCAAGAAAAGUACACUUUAUUAUAUUAAUCUGUUCAUAAUCAGGCUCGCGGAGAGCGAGCUUGAGGAGAAGAAGCGUUUGGAUGUAAUGCACUGAGUGGUAAGAACUCUAUUGAACUCUAGAACCUCCAGAUUUUCAGGCAUGGACGAAGUACCACUUUAUCAACUCUACUGGAGCCACCAUUUGGAUGUGAUAAAUGAGACACAAAAAGAAGACCUAAUGAAACUUCACCUAAGAGGUGUUUACCCUCCCUUUAUCUCUCUGACAGAGAGACACAAGGGCUCUUCCCUGGUGUCCCUUCAAUGCAAUAAGACCCAGGGCCUCUAUACCUGCAUUCGUGUCUACAUUUCUACAUGUCUCUUCAAGCUGUGAAAGCAAAGACAUCUGUCUGGAUGAUACCAGACACCACAUCAUCCAAACUGUGAGUAAUGAGGAGGAGACUGAUUGGCAGUGGCCUCCUGCGAACAUCUCCCAUCGAGCUCAGUUCAUUGUCUCUGUGUGAUCAGGCACGAGCAUGCUUGUGUAAGUAUUUCAUCCUAACUGAUUGGUAACAAUAAAAAACACACUGUUUGAAGAAAGAAAAGGGAACUCUGUAUUAAAGCACACUGAAUAAUAAACUGAUUUAUAAUUAGGAAUGUAUAGUAAUAGUAUAUAUAUAUAUAUAUAUAUAUAUAUAUAGCUAAAGUAUGUCAGUGCAAGUACACUGGCAGUCAGAAAGAAUUGCUCAAGUGUUGUUCAAGUAUGUAAGGAUCACUUAAACACCAAAACAAACUAAGCCAAACAGACUAAAAGACAACUAAAGCCCCAUUUCUAUUGGAUUAGAUUUUACAUGUCUUCAACAAGUUUUUACAUCCAUAUGGCAAUAAAAUCACAAGUUGAUUUUCUUUUUUAUUUUAGAAAAUUGUUGUGUAGAGAUUUGGAAAGUGUUUAAUAUCCACUGGAGGAGCUUUAAUAUGUGCAUUCAGAGGCUGAAUAUGGUGCUUUAAAAGUCUGUGCUACCUUCUUAAAUCAUUUUAGGAUAAUAUUAACGCAGAUCUGACUUUAACAUACACAAGCUAGAAGUUAGAAUAAUAAUCCUGCGUUGAAAUUAUAUCUAGGGAAAUUAAAAAAAUGAAAAACAAGCUACAAAACAUUAUCAGGCUUAAAUAUGCAUAUGCUUUUAAGUGGUGCUUUUAUAUGGUAUACAUGUAGAAACGUAAUAGUCAUUGUUAAAAACACAAUAAAAUGAAAGAAGAUUUAAGCCCUAUUUGAGUAAUGUUUUAAUCUACAGGGGUUGGACAAUGAAACUGAAACACCUGUCAUUUUAGUGUGGGAGGUUUCAUGGCUAAAUUUGAGCAGCAUGGUGGCCAAUUGCACAUUGCACCAGUAAGAGCAGAUUGUAAAGGUUCAAUUAGCAGGGUAAGAGCACAGUUUUGCUCAAAAUAUUGCAAUGCACACAACAUAAUGGGUGACAUACCAGAGUUCAAAAGAGGACAAAUUGUUGGUGCACAUCUUGCUGGUGCAUCUGUGACCAAGACAGACAGCAAGUCUUUGUAAUGUAUCAAGAGCCACGGCAUCCAGGGUAAUGUCAGCAUACCACCAAGAAGUAUGAACCACAUCCAACAGGAUUAACCGUGGACGCAAGAGGAAGCUGUCUGAAAGGGAUGUUCGGGUGCUUACCCGGAUUGUAUCCAAAAAACAUAAAACCACGGCUGAUCAAAUCAUGACAGAAUUCAAUGUGCACCUCAACUCUCCUGUUUCCACCAGAACUGUCCGUCACCACAAUAAAUGAUUGUGGUCUAAAACCAGGUGUUUCAGUUUCAUUGUCCAACCCCUGUAUAUAAUGGUAAGAACUACUCAACCUCAAGCGCGAUAUCUGCUGAACUUUCCUCACCCCUUAGCCCAUCCACAAAAAAAAACAAUAUGAGCAAUUUUUUUAAGACUGCUAGUAUGUUUGCAUAUGUACAUGUUAGCGAUGUGUAACAUUACACAUACAGUGUUCCAUGAUUUCUGCACCAUGGUGUGAUACAUUGUUGACACAUAUGUAAAGAAAGAAAUGCCAGCAUUCAUUUUGCUUUACUUUUUUGUCCAAAUCAAGACCGCAGCACUUGGUGAGAGCGUAAUUAACACAAACAAGCCAUUUUUUAACAUGAUAAAUACAUGAUCAUGGAGUAUUUUAAUUUAAUAGUGGGAAAAAUUCCACUUAACGACAGGAUUCCUGAUGUCUUGCUUUUUUAUAGCAUGAAAAUGUACUCACAACCUGCAGAGCCUCACAACCUGCAUAUCAGUUAAAUAAUGUGAAUCCCAACAUCCAGAUUUACAGUACUGUGCAAAGGUUGUAGGCAUUAAGCACAUUAUUUAAAACCGUUUCUUUCAAUCAUAAGAGUGUUUUUACUUAUAAAACCAACAUCUCACAUUAGAACAAUUGCAAGUAGCAAGAGUUAAGAUCCAAAUGUAUUUUGAGACCCCAGCCAGCGCAUUUAUGUCUUCAAUUCAUCACCUGCUCACCUUAUUUAGCAUAAUUUGAAUCCUGUUUAUGUAGCUUGCCGUCAGCUGCCAGAGCCCUGAGAGAGCACAAUUGGCCUUGCUCUCUCUCUGGGUGGGUAGAUGGCACUCUCUCCCCACAUCAGCACAAGCACAACAGCACAAGGCAUCUGUGAGCUGAUGUAUCGGAAUUAAGUCGCUGCGCUUUCCUCCGAGCGUGCUGUGAUGAUACUUGGCAAGUUCAAAAAGAGGCGGAGCCUGACUUCACAUUUAUUGGAGGAGGCAUGUGCUAGACUUCACCCUCCUGGUGUUGGGGUAUCACUAGUGAUAGGGGGAAUCCCAAUGAGCGGGUUGGGUAUUUGGUCGUGCAAAUUGGGAAGAAAAUUAUUUUUUAAAAAUAAGCAUAUGUAAUGUUAAUUAGGUGAUUGCAUGAAUAUUCUCUAACAUUAGCGACUAACUUCUCCAGAAGUGUCUAUGAUGAAUUAUUGGACUUUUUGGUCCACUUUUGAAGAUCAUUUCAGUUCAUGCUCAGAACCAGCGAAUGCAGCAUUCGGUGCUUUAGUGCACCUGGAAUAAACCAAUCUGUGUCCUAAAGGAAUACUCCAGCAUUUUCCAACUCAAUCUCGAUCUGCUGCAGCUGCAGCGUAGACUCGAUUACCACGGGCAGUCGUUCUGACACAUAAUAGACAAUAAGAACAGAAAGCCCACUGCUGCCUCAAAGCACCCUUUUAAUAAAAGCCAUUGGGAAAAUGAUUCAGCACCUGUCCAUUGACUUCUAUUGUAAGUGUGUUCCAAAUGGAUGGGUUUUGGCCUUUAGUGCUCUUUUUACUGCAGGUAUAGAGAUUUACAGAAAAUACAGCGUAUCAACAAUAAAUAAAUCAACCACAGGCUACAGGUAUAGCAGAUAGAGAUUAGUCAAAAAUGACCCAUAAUUAAUGAUAAUCCUCAUACCCUGUUGG
Messenger RNA from Astyanax mexicanus (Mexican tetra), 4771 nucleotides. It is a transcript of the gene caln2, whose product is annotated as calneuron 2. NCBI's taxonomy places the organism in Eukaryota, Metazoa, Chordata, Actinopteri, Characiformes, Acestrorhamphidae. The record is from RefSeq and is a predicted model, not a curated record. Gene Ontology annotation, molecular function: calcium ion binding. The coding region runs from base 638 to 1294 and encodes 218 amino acids. The transcript is spliced from 6 exons.